GGAGCGGGCCCGAGACUGGGAGCUUCGUCUGCGAGCUGGGAGCCGUAGCGGAGCAAGCGGGAGGGAGGGAGGGAAGGAGGCUGGCUGGCAGGGCAGCAAGCUAGCCUUCAACGGGGAAGGUGGGAGGCGGAGGCCUUUUUUUCUGCUUCUUCGCUAAGCGCCCCGAGAAGCAGCUCGGCUCUCCUUUCCCAAGUUUUUGCAAGCGCUUCUCUUGCAGUUUGAAGGCUCUUCUCGCCGCUUCUAUGUAACGUAACCGUAACCAGAAUGAUACAAGUCUUGGACCCAAGACCUUUGCCCAGUUCCAUCAUGCCUGUAGAUGUAGCCAUGAGAAUAUGUUUGGCCCAUUCACCACCUGUGAAGAGUUUUCUAAACCCCCUUGAUGAAUAUCAAAGAAGAAAUUUUGUGGAUCGCUUAAAGCCUCUGAGAUCAUGCCUCAAUGUGAAACGUGAAACUGAGCACCAAAAUAGUGACUGGAAACACUCUGCUGCCCGAGCCAAGAAGAAAGUGGUUUUUGCAGACUCGAAAGGCCUCUCUCUGACUGCCAUCCAUGUCUUCUCUGAAUUCCAGGAGAAUCCAGUCUGGGAUCUCCAAUUUGAUUUGUCAGAUCUUGAAGACAUCACAGCUGGCCUAAAAUUACAUGAGGAAAAGAACUUGAUUCUUGGUUUUACUCAGCCUUCGGCUGACUACCUAGACUUCCGGAGUCACUUACAGAAGAACUUUGUCUGUCUUGAAAAUUGCACCCUGCAAGAAAGUACAGUAUCUGGGACUGUGAAAGUGAAAAAUGUGAGUUUUGAAAAGAAGGUGAAGAUUCGAAUUACCUAUGAUUCAUGGAAAACCUAUUCUGACUCUGAUUGCAUCUACAUGAACAAUGUAUAUGGUGAUUCAGAUAAUGACACUUUCUCCUUUGCAAUCGAAUUGCCUCCAGCCAUUCCUACUGAGCAAAAAAUUGAAUUUUGUGUGUAUUAUCAAAAUGGUGACCACAUUUUCUGGGACAAUAACGAUGGGCAAAACUAUAAGAUUGUCCAUGCAGAAUGGAAGUCUGAUGGUGUCCAAGUGGCAACAUCACCCAGGAAAGGCUGCCUAACACUCAAAUCUUCAAGAAAAGUGCACAAAGCAGAGGGUGAACAACUUGGCAGCUCUCAGAUAUCCAAUAGCUUCUAUCCUGAAUGGCAAAAGUGGAACACGGUUGAAGCAUCCUCUCCAUAUUGGUGAAUGAAAUAUAUCCACAGAGGCCUCUAACAUCAAUGGCUGAACAUUGCUGAUUUUCAGCUUCUUAAUAUGCAAUAUAAACAAACCAAGUUGGAAGGCAUGGUGACUACUUUAAAAAAAGCUAACAUCUUUCAAUUAAAAGAGCAAAAGUUCUAGCUACAACCUAGACUUGGGACAAUUCAAUGACAAUGUUGCCUAGCAUAAGAACAGCAUGUAUGCUCCAUAUAUAUGAAACUCUGUUUCUUCUAAUCACUUGCCUGGACAUGUAAAAGAGAGAUGUUGGGAAGAAAUAUUUUUGUACUGAUCUUAGGAAGCUGUGAUUGUGUGGGGAAUGUUGAAUAGAUAGCCACAAAAAACCUUUGUGCCUACUUUAAAAUGCAAUGGGAACUGAGAGAGAUACCAAACUGUGAAGCCUGAGACUUGAAUUCAACCUAAACAAAGAUUGACUAUAACACAAUUCAGUGUUUGGGUUUGGGGCAUAGAAGUAUCUCUUUCAACAGGAUAGGGUUGAGAAAGAAAGGGAAAAAAGAUGAUGUUCUGUAGUUGAGAAGUAUUGGGGAAUCCUACUUUAUAUCUCCAAAGAAAUUUCAAUAGUUCGCAAGAGUAAGAAAGAACUUUUGUUUCCUUGAAAUUGAGUUACCAGCUUUGUAUCCCAAAAGAUAAUCCGUACCUUUAAAAUCUGUAGGACUGAUAGAAUUAUGUCAGAUGCAGGUUUUCCCAUCGCUGUAUUUGCAGUCCUGUUAAAUGUAUCUGUCCUAGGCUGGGUCUAUGUGGAAGAAAUAUCCAAGCAUGAACAGACUAAAAGGUGGCAACUGCAUUUAUAAAAAAGCCCCUGUAUAUUUGUAGACUUUGUUUCACCUUUCUGCCUUCAACUUGCUCUAUAAUACACUAACUUUGCUUUCAUAAGGCAACUCCCUACACAAGGGGAUUGCCAUCCUGUGUACACACAAGGUGUGCCUUAAACAAAACCCAGUAAAAUACCCCAAGAGCACACUGUUUUGCUUAAAGAGAGAUUGAAUGACUCUUGUGAAAUGCCUUAAAUCUAUAAAUGUUGGCUGUCUGAUGAGCUUGCCUUGUAAAAAUAGACGAAAAAAAUAUCCUCUUAGCUUGCUUGUUGUAGAGUUUGGUAAGAAUUUUCCCUUCUAAGGAUAGCUCUUCACAACAAUAAAAUAAUCCUAAACAAUCCAGAGUCCUUCAUAUUGAAGGUUGUUAGAUAGCUGCACUUCUCAAGCUAAUAGGUUUAAAAUGACAGAGUAGGCAACUUGCACAGAAAUAGAAAUCAUUUCUAUUCACCUUCUCAUACCUCAUUUUUCUUCUGUAGCUUUUACAGAGCCAGAACAUGUUGGGUAUGCAUGUGUAUGUGUUACAUUAAUUGUGAUUUUGAUCUCCCGCAGAUGCAUUGUAUUUUGUGAAUUAUAAUGCGUGACUGCAGUUUUGACACAGAUGUAUAGAGCAAGCCAAUUAGGAUGGGUGUGUGCGCGCCUACUCCCAUGUUCACGGUCCUGUUUUGUAGUGGUGGUAUUGUUUAUGGAGAAUGCAAAUUAAACUAUUGUUUGUUACACCAGUAGUGAGAUGGAACAUGCAUUGUAAAAAAAAAAGCAAACUCCUCCCAUCUCUUUUCCCUUCCUCCUCACUGUAUCACAACUACUGUGUAAGCAAUUCACUUAAAAAUAAAUUGUAUUUUGAUAA
This is a messenger RNA of Pantherophis guttatus, 2898 nucleotides long. RefSeq names its product protein phosphatase 1 regulatory subunit 3C (gene PPP1R3C). Gene Ontology annotation, molecular function: protein phosphatase 1 binding; glycogen binding. The record is from RefSeq and is a predicted model, not a curated record. Gene Ontology annotation, cellular component: protein phosphatase type 1 complex. Gene Ontology annotation, biological process: regulation of glycogen biosynthetic process. NCBI's taxonomy places the organism in Eukaryota, Metazoa, Chordata, Lepidosauria, Squamata, Colubridae.